CUAAUGUGAAAGGCUUUGCUUGCUUGCAAUGGAGACUAUGCCCACAAGGACGUUAACAGGAAGGCGCAUGGAUCAAGUGUAUAUAAACGGGCAUGUGCAUACUUGUAUAGGUCACCUUGUCUCAACACGUGGUCUAAACCUAACGCCCCAAAUGUCUUGCCCGAUCAAUGUCGUCGACGAAGCAGAGCAAGGUCGAGCCAUCAGCGUCACCGACGCACCGCCGGGCGCCACGGAGAUCAGAGCCACGGGGCAGCGCGGCAUCCCGGUGCUCAUCGCGCCGCUCCAGGGCCAGAGCGACGGCGGGCGAGCCCGCGGUGCCACCGCGCAGGAGAUGGGCAUGGGGUUCCAGGGCUUCCUCCUCCUGGAGAAGAAGGACGACGACGACCCGGACGCGCAGCGCAAGAAGUGGUUCAAGGAGAUGCGCGGGUGGCUGAUGGUUCUCGCCACCGUGGCGGCGUCGGUGACCUACCAGGCUGGCCUGAACCCUCCCGGCGGGUUCUGGCAGGACGACAACGAUGGGCACCACGCCGGCAACCCGGUGCUCCGGGACCGGCACUGGUCGCGGUACAUGAUCUUUUACUACUUCAACGCGACGGCGUUCGUGACGUCGCUGGUGAUCAUGGUGCUGCUGAUGAGCGAGCGGUUCUACCACACGGAGGCCAAGGUGGUGGCGCUCAUGCUUACCACCUUCAUCGACCUCAUCAGCCUCAUCAGCGCCUACAUCGCCGGCACCACGCGCUUCUUCUCCUCCUGCAUCUACAUCAUCGUCAUCGCCUGCGUCGCCUUCGCAGGAGUCAUCUACAUCGGAGAGGUGAUGGCGGAAUUAUGCAGGUUCAUCAUGAGAAGGAUGCCGUGCAUGCUCAGGCUAGUGCAGAGCAAGUGGUUCCCGGCGCCGGCGGAGGUGGUGAGGAAUCUGCAGCCUCGCGAGGAGCGUAGCCAGACGAGGACCGCGGCGACGAGCAAUCAGCGCCGUGCGGCCUGCAGCGCGUGUUGUGCUUCUGCGCCGAGCGUGGAGGGCUGAACGCGACGGCGGGGCGCCACUACUGCAGUGAUCUGAUGAAGCUCUGUGUUGGCAUAUUUGUUUGCUUGCCAUCAUUCUUUUGGAAUAUAUGGGUUUGGCCCAUUUAUUUAAUUCAACUAAAAGAAUUAAAAGUCCAUUAAUAAAUGCUAGAGAGCUAUGUGUUUAGUCCCACAUGGGUAUUUGAGGAGGAUCUCAAUCGACUUAAAAGGUGGACUCUGUGUACACUAUUUGUGAAGUUGAUAAAAGAGAUUAGCGUGCCA
Molecule: messenger RNA, 1281 nt
Organism: Setaria italica (foxtail millet)
Lineage: Eukaryota; Viridiplantae; Streptophyta; Magnoliopsida; Poales; Poaceae
Exons: 2
Coding region: 29-1021 (330 amino acids)
Source: RefSeq, a predicted model, not a curated record